Molecule: messenger RNA, 1131 nt
Organism: Lolium rigidum
Lineage: Eukaryota; Viridiplantae; Streptophyta; Magnoliopsida; Poales; Poaceae
Product: probable O-methyltransferase 2
Exons: 3
Coding region: 1-1104 (367 amino acids)
Biological process (GO): methylation
Molecular function (GO): protein dimerization activity; O-methyltransferase activity; S-adenosylmethionine-dependent methyltransferase activity
Source: RefSeq, a predicted model, not a curated record
AUGUCGACCCAGACCAUAGAGGUUCCUACAGACGCUGAGUUGCUGCAGGCACAGGCUGACCUGUGGCGCCACAGCCUCUACUACCUCUCCUCCAUGGGGCUUCGGUGCGCCGUCGAGCUUGAGAUCCCGACUACCAUCCACCAUCUCGGCGGGGUCACCUCGCUGCCCGACCUGAUGUCCGCGCUGUCCCUUCCCCUGGGUAAGAUGUCGUUCCUCGCCCGUCUCAUGCGUGUGCUCGUCAUGUCAGGCGUCUUUGCAGCCGACAUCGGCUCCGAGUCCGGCGUGGACCUCUACCGCCUCACCCCGUUGUCCCGCGUCCUGGUGCAUGGCGUCGUUGCGGACGAGCACCACAGCCAGAAGUAUUUCGUGCUCGGCGUGACCUCGCCGCAUUACACGGAGGCGGCAUUCGGGCUCGCCAAUUGGUUCAAGAAGGACCAUGAGCCGCCAGUACCGUCGUCCUUCGAGGACAUCUUUGGUGUGCCACUUUGUGAUGAGAAAACACCGCUCCUCGAUGAAGAACUUGACAAGGUUGUUAAUCUGGGCUUGGCUGCUCACGACAACCUAGGGAUAGCCACCAUUCUGCGGGAGUGCCAUGACAUUUUCAAGGGGCUAGAGUCUCUUACCGACUGUGGUGGUGGCGAUGGCACCACGGCGAGAGCUAUCAUCAAGGCUUACCCACACAUUAAGUGCACUGUGUUGGACCUUCCGAAGGUAGUUGACAAAGCCCCAGCAGAUGGUGUCAUCAACUAUGUCCCGGGUGACUUGUUCCACUCAGUCCCAUCAUCACAAGCUGUAAUGCUGAAGCUUGUGCUACACAUCUGGAACGAUGAGGAUUGUGUGAAAAUCCUAGCUCAGUGCAAGAAGGCAAUUCCUUCACGUGAGGAGGGAGGGAAGGUCAUAAUCAUAGAAAUUGUGGUUGAACCCUCCUUAGGGCCAAUCAUGUUUGAAGCCCAACUGUUCAUGGAUAUGCUCAUGAUGGUGAACUCAAAAGGAGGCCAACGAGGUGAAAACGAUUGGCGCAAGCUAUUCAUGAAAGCAGGCUUCACGGACUACAAAAUUGUGAAGAAACUGGGAGCUCGGAGCGUCAUUGAAGUUUACCCGUAAGGUACAGAAAAUGCUUACAUAUCCAAG